Aspergillus campestris IBT 28561 is the source of this 1098-nucleotide messenger RNA. Its product is annotated as tyrosinase family protein. The coding region runs from base 1 to 1098 and encodes 365 amino acids. Lineage: Eukaryota; Fungi; Ascomycota; Eurotiomycetes; Eurotiales; Aspergillaceae. Gene Ontology annotation, molecular function: oxidoreductase activity. The transcript has 4 exons. The record is from RefSeq and is a predicted model, not a curated record.
AUGAUAACCAUGGGCUGUUGGAUGCUAUUUCUCUACGUACUCGCCGUACUCGCCGCCCCCCCCAACGCCGGCCUCUCAUAUGCGUACGAAUGGAACAACGGACAACCACAAAAGUGCAGCAAGCUUCUAACACGCAAAGAAUGGCGGACGCUGACGCAUAGUGAGAAGGCCGAGUGGGUGGGAGCUGUCAAGUGCUUGGCAAACGUACGACACGAACGGCUAUCCUUGACGAAGGACCAGACGGUACUUCAGGGAAAGAGAAGCCUGUACGAUGACUUCUCUUACGCGCACGCAUCUGUGGAGCACAGCGUGCACAGGAAUGCUUACUUUUUGCCCUGGCACCGCUGGUUCACCUACCUAUUCGACACCUCCCUCCGCCACACGUGCGGGUACAGCGGGCCAACACCAUACUGGGACUGGUCGCGGGAUCACGCAGACCUGUUCGGCUCGCCAGUGUUCGAGAAUUCGGCGGAGUACGGGCUGGGUGGAACGGGGGACUGCGAUUCAUCUCGCGAGGCGGACUGUACCGUCACCACUGGUGCCUUUGCCUCGUCUGUAGGGGACUUCGAGCUUGCCUGGCCAAUCCCACACCCGCUUCGGAGGAACCUGACCCUCAUAACUGGCUGGUUUGCAGAUGAGCGGCCUCAAAAUCGUACUCUCGGCCCAGACUUCGUGCGAAACCUGACCGAGCAAACCACAGGCGACUUCUUUGGGUUCCAGCGCGUCAUGGCACAAAUGCAUGAUCACAUACACAACUUCAUUGGGGGAGAUUUGGCGGGUGACUGCCCAAAGCCCCUGCUGGAGAAGGACUGCCAGGGCAUGGCAGACAGCUUCACGCCCAAUGACCCGCUCUUUUGGCUGCAUCAUGCGCAACUUGACCGGCUGUGGAGUGAGUGGCAGCACUACCACCCAUCCAACUUCGCCGCCUUCUCCGGUAUGCCCCUAACGCCACACAAUAUGACCGACCUAGACUACGACCUUGACGCGCACGCAGAUCAUCAGAUGCCCUUCGAUGUUCAGAGUGUACCCGUGGCGCCGAGGAGGGUGUUUGAUACGGAGGCUUGGCCGUUGUGUUAUCGGUAUAUAGAUGAGGAGUGA